This is a messenger RNA of Dothidotthia symphoricarpi CBS 119687, 5099 nucleotides long. RefSeq names its product glycoside hydrolase family 133 protein. The transcript has 2 exons. The record is from RefSeq and is a predicted model, not a curated record. Gene Ontology annotation, molecular function: amylo-alpha-1,6-glucosidase activity; 4-alpha-glucanotransferase activity. Bases 231 to 4901 code for a protein of 1556 amino acids. Gene Ontology annotation, biological process: glycogen biosynthetic process; glycogen catabolic process. NCBI's taxonomy places the organism in Eukaryota, Fungi, Ascomycota, Dothideomycetes, Pleosporales, Dothidotthiaceae.
CCGGGCUAUCGUCCCCCAGCACCUGCACUGCGAGGAUUGGGAUGUUUAUAACCUCGAUCAGCCGCUGAAUUAGCUCUCCCAUCUUCCUUUCCCUCAACAUCUCCACCUGAUUGAUCAUCGCCCUCAUUAUCGUUACGUUGCAGAAUUUUUGUGCAUUGUCUGCUAUUGUUUACACGCCAGCCCAUCCGAUCAGUUGCACUACCCAUUGUUCAAUUGUACCACCCACCGCCAUGUCUGCACCUCAAAAGCCAGCUGCACAGGCCGUGUACCUGCUGCCAUUAACGGAUGCCGGCGCUCCAGACGUGCCAGGAACAUACAUCUACCUACCACCGCCAACCGAACCUGCGUACAGUGUGCGCUUCCAGAUCCAGGGCACCAGCUCGAUAUGUCGUCAAGGCAGUCUCUGGGUGAACAUCCCUGCCAAGGGUGACAAGUUCAAGAGGGACCAGUACCGCGAGUUCAAACUGACGCCCGACUUCAAUGGCAUCACGGAAAUCGAUGUCCCCAUUUACGAGGCCAACGCCUUCUCCUUCUACACUACCUACACGCCGCUGCCACAGUGGUCCUUCACAAACGUCGCCUCCCCCGAGCCCACACAGACGUCUACAUACUACAUUGAUGUGUGUCCGCGCCUCACGCUUCAGGGCCAGCAGCUGCCGGUCGAGGCCGUCAUCCUCUUCUCAUGUCUGUCCAAAUUCAUGGGUAACUACCCCACCGACUGGGACAACCAUCUGCGCGGCAUCAGCCAGCGCGGUUACAACAUGGUGCAUUUCACGCCGCUCAUGAUUCGCGGCGACUCCAAUUCACCGUACAGCAUUUACGAUCAGCUACAGUUCGACGAGGCCUCUUUCCCCAAUGGGGAAAAGGACGUCGCCCGUAUGGUCGAGAAGAUGCAGACCGAGUUCAACAUGCUGGCCAUGACGGAUGUCGUUUGGAACCACACGGCCAACAACAGCAAGUGGCUCGAAGAGCACCCAGAGUCAGGCUACAAUGUUGAUACGGCACCCCACCUGCGACCAGCCCUCGACCUCGACACCGCGUUGCUCAAGUUCAGCAAGGCUCUUCACUCGCAUGGGCUUCCCACCAAGCUCAACAAUGUGGAUGAUCUCCUCAAGGUCAUGGAGGGCGUCAAGACGCACGUACUCGGCGAGUGUAAGCUGUGGGAGUACUACGUGGUCGACAUUGAGCGAGACACAAAAGCCAUAAUCGAGAAAUGGGUUGCAGGUCAAGCCACUUUCCUCGAUGGCAGCUUUAGUGAGGCUGGUCUUCGCGGUCUCGACGUCGUCAAAAAUUGGUCGCUGAAGCAGAAGGCCGAUUGGCUAGUCGAACAUGCUCUCCGUGGCGGCGACAGGAUGGGCGAACGCUUCCGCCGUAGCAUCGACCCCUCGAUCGGUGCUGGACUUUGCAGCGCUCUGUUUGGUCGUUACGAUAGCAGUGCACCAGAUGAGAGGGCAGCCCAAGACACCUUCAAGAGCAUUUUGAACGAACUCAAUCUUCCUUUCUACCGCGAAUACGAUGGAGACGCGGCAGAGAUUAUGGAACAGCUUUUCAACCGAACCAAGUACGUUCGCAUUGACGAUCACGGUCCCAAGAUGGGCGAGAUCACCGAUUCGAGCCCGCUCAUCGAGAGCUACUUCACCCGCCUGCCGCUCAACGAGAUUACCAAGAAGCACAACCCCGAAGCCCUCGCGCUGGUGAACAAUGGCUGGGUCUGGGCGGCGGAUGCUUUGAGGGACAACGCUGGACCCAAGUCUCGCGCUUAUCUGAGGAGAGAAGUUAUUGUCUGGGGUGACUGCGUCAAGCUCCGUUAUGGAGAUGGCCCGCAAGACAACCCGUAUCUCUGGGAACACAUGGCCAAGUACACCCGUCUCAUGGCCAAGUACUUCCAAGGUUUCCGCAUUGACAAUUGCCACUCUACGCCUAUCCAUCUUGCCGAGUACAUGCUUGAUCAGGCACGACUUGUCAACCCCAACGUCUUUGUUGUUGCCGAAUUGUUCUCUGGCUCUGAGGAGAUGGAUUUCAAGUUUGUUAUGCGUCUUGGAAUCAGCGCACUUAUCCGCGAGGGCAUGCAGGCUUGGAGCACGCAAGAGCUGAGCAGACUUGUCCAUCGCCAUGGCGGUGUACCGAUCGGCAGCUUCGACACAGACGAAGUGCUCAAUGCCGAUAACGCAACAGCUACUUCCAGUUCAAGUGGGUCCGAGACUCAUCCAGUCAUCAAGAAGAUCAAGCGCAGUCCCGUUCACGCUCUCUUCAUGGAUUGCACUCACGACAACGAGACACCCGCUCAGAAGCGAGACGCUCGCGACACGCUGCCCAGUGCCGCAGUCGUGGCCAUGUGUUCUUGCGCUACCGGCAGUGUCUUUGGCUUUGACGAAGUGUACCCUGAGCUGAUUGAGCUUGUCCACGAGAAGAGACUCUAUUCUUCGGAAAAUUCCACCAGCGAGCCUAUCAAGGCACAAGCCGGCCAGGGUGGCAUCGGAGGAAUCAGGAAGAUCAUCAACGAGAUUCAUGUUAAAAUGGGCCAGGAGGAGUACGACGAGACGUUCAUUCAUCAUGACGGGGAGUACAUCACAGUGCAACGCGUCAACCCUCACACCAGGAAGGGAUACUUCUUGAUUGCGCAUACUGCCUUCCCCGGUUAUGGCAAUGGCAACGCGGGCUUCGGUCAGACCAAGCUGCCUGGAACGAAGGCCAAGCUUAUUGGAGCGUGGAACUUGGAAGUCGACAACAGCCCGGAGACGAGAGCCCGUAUCAUCGGCGACGAGACAACAUUACGUGGCUUACCUAGUCAGACCAAAGAGCUCCGAGGCGUGACUAUCGAAUCCGCCGACGAUACAACGAUCAUCAGCAUUCCUGACAAAUUUCCUCCCGGCAGUAUCGCCCUCUUCGAAACCUGGAUGCCCAGCGCGGAACAUGCUGACGGCCUGGACAAGCUCGUGACCAGCGGCGCGCGAGCGGCAUUCUCUGAUGUCACUCUGACUGACUUGAACUUCAUUCUAUACAAAUGUGAUCCGGAAGAAAAGGAUGCAUCAAAUGGCAGGGACGGAACAUACAACAUACCCGGCCACGGUACCCUCGUAUAUGCCGGUCUGCAAGGCUGGUGGAGUGUACUCCGCGACAUUGUGAACGACAACAACCUGGGUCACCCACUUUGCAAUCAUCUUCGUGAGGGCCCGUGGGCACUGGAUUACUGUGUCGGUCGCCUCGAACGAAUCUCGGAGAAGAGACAGUACCGCCACAUCAAAGGUCCUGCUAAGUGGCUGAGAGAACGCUUCGAUGCUAUUCGCAAACUUCCCAGCUUCCUGCUUCCCCGUUACUUUGCGCUCGUCAUCCAGACCGCCUACAACGCGGCAGUCGAUCGGGCGAUUGAGCUUAUGGGAGAGAAUGUUCGAACCGGGCAACAAUUCCUGAAAAGCCUUGCGUUGGUCAGCGUUCAGGUCACGGGCUACGUAAACAGUGCUUCCCUGUGGCCCGAGAAGAGUGUACCGAGCAUGGCUGCCGGUCUUCCCCAUUUCGCCACUGACUGGGCUCGGUGCUGGGGUCGCGAUAUCACCAUCUCUGCCCGUGGUCUAUACAUGGGAACUGGGAGAUACGCUGAUGCGAAGGAGCACAUUUUGUGCUUCGCCAGCGUCCUGAAACAUGGCAUGGUCCCCAACCUCUUGAGCGCCGGCAAACUCCCCCGGUACAACUCUCGCGACUCGAUCUGGUGGUGUCUCCAAAACAUUCAGGACUACACCAAGAUUGUUCCAAAUGGCUUGGAUCUUCUACAGGACAAGGCUAAACGACGCUUCCUCCCUUAUGACGACACCUGGUUUCCACACAACGACAAGCGUGCUUACUCUGUAUCCUCCACCAUUGAGGACGUCAUCCAAGAAUCGCUACAGCGACACGCCACGGGAAUAGAGUUUCGCGAGUAUGAUGCCGGCCCCAACAUUGACAGUCAGAUGAAAUCGGAGGGCUUCGAUAUCAAGAUCUGGACUGACUGGGAAACUGGUCUCAUAUUCGGUGGCAAUCAGUCGAAUUGCGGUACUUGGAUGGACAAGAUGGGAGAGAGCGAGAAGGCUGGCAGCAAGGGCAUUCCUGGCACACCUCGUGACGGCGCUCCAGUCGAGAUGAUCGGCAUGCUGUACAGUACAGUUCGCUGGUGUGCAGACCUGUACGAACAAGGCCACUACAAGUACGAGGGCGUCACGCUGCCUGAUGGCAAGACGACCAUCACCUUCAAGUCCUGGGCAGAGAAGAUCAAGGCGAACUUUGAGCGGACAUUCUAUGUUCCCCGCACGCCAGAGGAGGAUGGCGACUACGACGUCAACACCAAAAUUGUCAACCGUCGUGGCAUCUACAAGGAUUUGUACCGCUCUGGCAAGGAGUACGAAGAUUACCAACUUCGCCCGAACUUCCCUGUUGCCAUGGCCGUCGCGCCCGACCUAUUCGAUCCUGACCACGCCCUCUACGCCCUACAAAUGGCUGACAGGAUACUUCUCGGACCACAAGGCAUGAAGACGCUCGAUCCCUCGGAUCUCAAUUACCGCGGUUACUACAUCAACAGCGAAGACUCGACCGACUUCCACACUUCCAAGGGCCGCAACUACCAUCAGGGUCCUGAGUGGGUCUGGCCAACGGGUUUCUUCCUCCGCGCCCUCCUCAAGUUUGAUCUCAAGCGUCGCAAGACACCCGAAGAGCGCGUCGAGAGCUACCAACAGGUGACGAGGAGAUUGGCAGGUUGCAUGAAGGCCAUUCAGGAGUCUCCUUGGGCUGGACUCACGGAGCUUACGCAGAAAGAUGGCGACUUCUGCGGCGACUCGUGUCCGACACAAUCGUGGUCUGCUAGCUGCAUCAUCGAUUUGUUCCAGGAUGCACGAGAGUACGAACUUGAGGAGGCGGCGUCGGGAUCGGCGUAAGUUUUGUUUGGAGACGGAGUGGUGCGACUCGAUGCUUGGGCUGGUUGAAUCCCAGUUAUUAGAAAGGGGUGCAUAAAUACUGGACGCUGUUGAUACCUAUUAGAUCCUACAGACUUUUCUUCUUCAACCCUCCUGCCUUUCCAACUCGUUGUGGUGAUGAGUGAUGUUCAGAAACUUGUUUCAUUCUUUCAUUUCAUU